Messenger RNA from Pan troglodytes (chimpanzee), 5079 nucleotides. RefSeq names its product MBL associated serine protease 1 (gene MASP1). NCBI's taxonomy places the organism in Eukaryota, Metazoa, Chordata, Mammalia, Primates, Hominidae. Gene Ontology annotation, cellular component: extracellular region. The record is from RefSeq and is a predicted model, not a curated record. Gene Ontology annotation, molecular function: serine-type endopeptidase activity; calcium ion binding. Gene Ontology annotation, biological process: complement activation, lectin pathway; proteolysis. The transcript is spliced from 17 exons. Bases 77 to 2293 code for a protein of 738 amino acids.
CACCGGGCACGAGCUCACAGGCAAGUCAAGCUGGGAGGACCAAGGCCAGGCAGCCGGGAGCACCCAAGGCAGGAAAAUGAGACCUACAUUCAUGUCUUUCAGGUGGCUGCUUCUCUAUUAUGCUCUGUGCUUCUCCCUGUCAAAGGCUUCAGCCCACACCGUGGAGCUAAACGAUAUGUUUGGCCAGAUCCAGUCGCCUGGUUAUCCAGACUCCUAUCCCAGUGAUUCAGAGGUGACUUGGAAUAUCACUGUCCCAGAUGGGUUUCGGAUCAAGCUUUACUUCAUGCACUUCAACUUGGAAUCCUCCUACCUUUGUGAAUAUGACUAUGUGAAGGUAGAAACUGAGGACCAGGUGCUGGCAACCUUCUGUGGCAGGGAGACCACAGACACAGAGCAGACUCCCGGCCAGGAGGUGGUCCUCUCCCCUGGCUCCUUCAUGUCCAUCACUUUCCGGUCAGAUUUCUCCAAUGAGGAGCGUUUCACAGGCUUUGAUGCCCACUACAUGGCUGUGGAUGUGGACGAGUGCAAGGAGAGGGAGGACGAGGAGCUGUCCUGUGACCACUACUGCCACAACUACAUUGGCGGCUACUACUGCUCCUGCCGCUUCGGCUACAUCCUCCACACAGACAACAGGACCUGCCGAGUGGAGUGCAGUGACAACCUCUUCACUCAAAGGACUGGGGUGAUCACCAGCCCUGACUUCCCAAACCCUUACCCCAAGAGCUCUGAAUGCCUCUAUACCAUCGAGCUGGAGGAGGGUUUCAUGGUCAACCUGCAGUUUGAGGACAUAUUUGACAUUGAGGACCAUCCUGAGGUGCCCUGCCCCUAUGACUACAUCAAGAUCAAAGUUGGUCCAAAAGUUUUGGGGCCUUUCUGUGGAGAGAAAGCCCCAGAACCCAUCAGCACCCAGAGCCACAGUGUCCUGAUCCUGUUCCAUAGUGACAACUCGGGAGAGAACCGGGGCUGGAGGCUCUCAUACAGGGCUGCAGGAAAUGAGUGCCCAGAGCUACAGCCUCCUGUCCAUGGGAAAAUCGAGCCCUCCCAAGCCAAGUAUUUCUUCAAAGACCAAGUGCUCGUCAGCUGUGACACAGGCUACAAAGUGCUGAAGGAUAAUGUGGAGAUGGACACAUUCCAGAUUGAGUGUCUGAAAGAUGGGACGUGGAGUAACAAGAUUCCCACCUGUAAAAUUGUAGACUGUAGAGCCCCAGGAGAGCUGGAACACGGGCUGAUCACCUUCUCCACAAGGAACAACCUCACCACAUACAAGUCUGAGAUCAAAUACUCCUGUCAGGAGCCCUAUUACAAGAUGCUCAACAAUAACACAGGUAUAUAUACCUGUUCUGCCCAAGGAGUCUGGAUGAAUAAAGUACUGGGGAGAAGCCUACCCACCUGCCUUCCAGUAGAGACGGAGUUUCUCUAUGUUGGUCAGGCUGGUCUCGAACUCCCCACCUCAGGUGAUCCGCCCACCUCAGCUUCCCAAAGUGCUGGGAUUACAGUGUGUGGGCUCCCCAAGUUCUCCCGGAAGCUAAUGGCCAGGAUCUUCAAUGGACGCCCAGCCCAGAAAGGCACCACUCCCUGGAUUGCCAUGCUGUCACACCUGAAUGGGCAGCCCUUCUGCGGAGGCUCCCUUCUAGGCUCCAGCUGGAUUGUGACCGCCGCACACUGCCUCCACCAGUCGCUCGAUCCGGAAGAUCCGACCCUACAUGACUCAGACUUGCUCAGCCCUUCUGACUUCAAAAUCAUCCUGGGCAAGCAUUGGAGGCUCCGGUCAGAUGAAAAUGAACAGCAUCUCGGCGUCAAACACAUCACUCUCCACCCCCAGUAUGAUCCCAACACAUUCGAGAAUGACGUGGCUCUGGUGGAGCUGUUGGAGAGCCCAGUGCUGAAUGCCUUCGUGAUGCCCAUCUGUCUGCCUGAGGGACCCCAGCAGGAAGGAGUCAUGGUCAUCGUCAGCGGCUGGGGGAAGCAGUUCUUGCAAAGGUUCCCAGAGACCCUGAUGGAGAUUGAAAUCCCGAUUGUUGACCACAGCACCUGCCAGAAGGCUUAUGCCCCGCUGAAGAAGAAAGUGACCAGGGACAUGAUCUGUGCUGGGGAGAAGGAAGGGGGAAAGGACGCCUGUGCGGGUGACUCUGGAGGCCCCAUGGUGACCCUGAAUAGAGAAAGAGGCCAGUGGCACCUGGUGGGCACUGUGUCCUGGGGUGAUGACUGUGGGAAGAAGGACCGCUACGGAGUAUACUCUUACAUCCACCACAACAAGGACUGGAUCCAGAGGGUCACCGGAGUGAGGAACUGAAUUUGGCUCCUCAGCCCCAGCACCACCAGCUGUGGGCAGUCAGUAGCAGAGGACGAUCCUCCGAUGAAAGCAGCCAUUUCUCCUUUCCUUCCUCCCAUCCCCCUUCCUUCGGCUUAUCCAUUACUGGGCAAUAGAGCAGGUAUCUUCACCCCCUUUUCACUCUCUUUAAAGAGAUGGAGCAAGAGAGUGGUCAGAACACAGGCCGAAUCCAGGCUCUAUCACUUACUAGUUUGCAGUGCUGGGCAGGUGACUUCAUCUCUUCGAACUUCAGUUUCUUCAUAAGAUGGAAACGCUAUACCUUACCUACCUCGUAAAAGUCUGAUGAGGAAAAGAUUAACUAAUAGAUGCAUAGCACUUAACACAGUGCACAGCAUACACUGUUUUCAAUAAAUGCACCUUAGCAGAAGGUCGAUGUGUCUACCAGGCAGACGAAGCUCUCUUACAAACCCCUGCCUGGGUCUUAGCAUGGAUCAGUGACACACCUCUCCCCUCAACCUUGACCAUCUCCAUCUGCCCUUAAAUGCUGUAUGCUUUUUUGCCACCGUGCAACUUGCCCAACAUCAAUCUUCACCCUCAUCCCUAAAAAAGUAAAACAGACAAGGUUCUGAGUCCUGUGGUAUGUCCCCUAGCAAUGUAGCUAGGAACAUGCACUAGAUGCCAGAUUGCAGGAGGGCCUGAGAGAAGCAGGGACAGGAGGGAGCCUGGGGAUUGUGGUUUGGGAAGGCAGACACCUGGUUCUAGAACUAGCUCUGCCCUUAGCCCCCUGUAUGACCCUAUGCAAGUCCUCCUCCCUCAUCUCAAAGGGUCCUCCAAGCUCUGACGAUUUAAGAUACAAUGAAGCCAUUUUCCCCCUGAUAAGAUGAGGUAAAGCCAAUGUAACCAAAAGGCAAAAAUUACAAUCGGUUCAAAGGAACUUUGAUGCAGACAAAAUGCUGCUGCUGCUCCUGAAAUACCCACCCCUUUCCACUACGGGUGGGUUCCCAAGGACAUGGGACAGGCAAAGUGUGAGCCAAAGGAUCCUUCCUUAUUCCUAAGCAGAGCAUCUGCUCUGGGCCCUGGCCUCCUUCCCUUCUUGGGAAACUGGGCUGCACGAGGUGGGCCCUGGUAGUUUGUACCCCAGGCCCCUACACUCUUCCUUCCUAUGUCCACAGCUGACCCCAAGCAGCCGUUCCCCGACUCCUUACCCCUGAGCCUCACCCUGAACUCCCUCAUCUUGCAAGGCCAUAAGUGUUUUCCAAGCAAAAUGCCUCUCCCAUCCUCUCUCAGGAAGCUUCUAGAGACCUUAUGCCCUCCAGAGCUCCAAGAUAUAAGCCCUCCAAGGGAUCAGAAGCUCCAAGUUCCUGUCUUCUGUUUUAUAGAAAUUGAUCUUCCCUGGGGGACUUUAACUCUUGACCUGUAUGCAGCUGUUGGAGUAAUUCCAGGUCUCUUGAAAAAAAAGAGGAAGAUAAUGGAGAAUGAGAACAUAUAUAUAUAUAUAUUAAACCCCAGGCUGAAUACUCAGGGACAGCAAUUCACAGCCUGCCUCUGGUUCUAUAAACAAGUCAUUCUACCUCUUUGUGCCCUGCUGUUUAUUCUGUAAGGGGAAGGUGGCAAUGGGACCCAGCUCCAUCAGACACUUGUCAAGCUAGCAGAAACUCCAUUUUCAAUGCCAAAGAAGAACUGUAAUGCUGUUUUGGAAUCAUCCCAAGGCAUCCCAAGACACCAUAUCUUCCCAUUUCAAGCACUGCCUGGGCACACCCCAACAUCCCAGGCUGUGGUGGCUGCUGUGGGAACUACCUAGAUGAAGAGAGUAUCAUUUAUACCUUCUAGGAGCUCCUAUUGGGAGACAUGAAACAUAUGUAAUUGACUACCAUGUAAUAGAACAAACCCUGCCAAGUGCUGCUUUGGAAAGUCAUGGAGGUAAAAGAAAGACCAUUCUGGUAUGAAGGUUUUGGGGGAGGAGAUAUCAAUCAAGAAGGCUUCCCAGAAGAGGUGACUGGACCAGAGCCUUGUCCACAGGUAAGACGGAGGAGGCCUUCCACAUGGAGGGAGAACAAUAGUAAAUGUCCACUCAAGAUGUCCUUUAUUAUACCAGCUCCUCCCACAAAAACACAUGUCCAGUGGACUCUUUUUCUGGGAUCAGAACCAACACCAAAAAGAGCUUUUCUCCUUAAAGUUAGAAUUCUAAACAGGACUUGAAAUGGCCUCAAGGUUUAUGCACAAAUACUGACUUCUGGCUGGACCCAGCUUAUUCUGUUUAUUUCUCCAAUUGCAAUUUCAUCCUUAUCCUGAGAAAAUGUCUAAAUAGGCCAUGGAACCCAGGCUUCCCCGUGACCUACAAGCACUUAUUAGCUGUGCCAGCUCCUGCACUGCUGCUUAGGUCCAAGAAACCCAGAUCUCUCACAGAGCCAUAGAAGCAGAGGGCUGGAGUAUCUGUGAGGACAACAACCUUGUCUAACUUCGCGACCUCAUUCUUGAGCAUUUCUACUGAUGAGAAACUCACUACCCCCAAUUGCAGCUCAUUCAACUUUAAAAUUGCUGCUUUUUGAAUCACUGAUUGUGAAUAUUAAUUUUAAAAAAAUAAGUAAGAAAAUGUUUUAAAUGUGCUGCCUCUUUAAAAGGUCUCCUCUUUGUGCAACCAAAACCCACCUCUCUAGAAUACAGUUUGUAUAACUGAAGCUAUAAUUUCAUACCAUGAGUGCUGCUGUUAGCAAUAAUAAUCACGCCCGGAUUUUAUUAACAACAGAAGCUGUUGCUCAUAUGAAAAAACAAACAUUAGUUCCAAUAAACAUCUGCAUUGAGUCAAA